Messenger RNA from Leptopilina heterotoma, 1613 nucleotides. RefSeq names its product chloride intracellular channel exc-4 (gene Clic). Bases 224 to 1003 code for a protein of 259 amino acids. Gene Ontology annotation, biological process: chloride transport. The record is from RefSeq and is a predicted model, not a curated record. Gene Ontology annotation, cellular component: apical plasma membrane; cytoplasm. The transcript is spliced from 4 exons. Gene Ontology annotation, molecular function: chloride channel activity. NCBI's taxonomy places the organism in Eukaryota, Metazoa, Arthropoda, Insecta, Hymenoptera, Figitidae.
UCCCCCGCGCGCGCUUUCAGUGUUCCAUGAGCUUCCAUCGUGCAACAAGGUGAAAUCAACACUGUGUGCGUGUGUGUGUGCUUUUUUCUCGUCUCCUACCUUACCUAUAUUCGCGAACAGUCUGCGUUCACUUGGACGCCGUUAAAGUGCCUUUAAAUCAAUUUCUUUUCCCUUAAAAAACAAAACGAGAUUUUACAAAAAAAAUUAUAAUCAAGAUAAAAAAAUGGCGGACGACGGUCACGAGAAUGGAACAUCGAAUCAUGUUGUUCCCGAGAUCGAAUUAAUCAUUAAGGCAUCGACGAUAGACGGUCGCCGAAAAGGUGCUUGUCUCUUCUGUCAGGAGUACUUCAUGGAUCUUUAUCUACUCGCUGAAUUAAAGACAAUUUCGCUGAAGGUCACAACUGUAGACAUGCAAAAACCACCGCCAGACUUUCGCACCAAUUUCCAAGCGACGCCACCGCCAAUUUUAAUUGAUCGCGGUGACGCUAUUCUUGAGAAUGAAAAAAUUGAACGACACAUCAUGAAAGUUAUUCCAGGUGGACAUAAUCUUUUUGUUCAGGACAAGGAGGUUGCCACAUUAGUGGAGACAAUUUUUAGCAAGUUGAAAUUGUUGUUAAUUUCAAAAGAUAAGGAUGUUGAUCCAAUGAAUUCAUCGUUGAUGACACACCUACGUAAAAUAGAUGAGCACCUUGGACGAAAGGGAACACGAUUUUUGACAGGCGACACAAUGUGUUGCUUUGAUUGUGAAUUGAUGCCGCGCCUACAGCACAUCAGGGUCGCUGGGAAAUAUUUCGUUAAUUUUGAAAUUCCCGAGACUUUGGUACACCUUUGGCGGUAUAUGCAUCAUAUGUACAGGCUCGAUGCAUUUCUACAAAGUUGUCCCGCUGAUCAGGACAUUAUUAAUCACUAUAAACUACAACAGAGCAUGAAGCUGAAAAAACACGAGGAACUCGAAACGCCGACGUUCACAACCAGCAUUCCUAUUGAAGUGAAUGAUGAUUAAAAAUUAAGUUCAACAUUACUUGAGUCUUCAAACACAUCAAGAAGAUCGACAACAUCAUCGACAAAAAGCGCAGGAUCGAAAUUUUCUCGUCGUCGUUGUUGUCGAAUCUUAAAAAAAAAGAACUUCUUUUCCUGUUUUUUCAUUUCAAAUGUAAAACGCGGUCCAAUCUUUACUAGCUUCUUUAAUUUUGUUACAUAAAUGAAAAAAAGUAAUUCUCAAGUGAGAAUUUUUCAAUCUCUAAACGAAAUGAAAAUGACCUAAUUUUUCGCUAAACGCAUAUUUUUACGUAUCGCUUCUACGUAAAAUCGUUUUUUUUUAAAACAAAAUAUCGCCUAAGAUUUUCAAUAAUCGACAAUAUUUUUCUAUAUUAUAUCACAACAAAAAAGAAUGCGUAUCCGUCCUGAAUGGAAUUGAAUUCCAAGGCAAUUUGAAAGCGAAAAACAAAAUGAAUUUUGCAUUAAAAGAAAAUUGUAGGAUUCUUGUUUUGUGAAAAUGUAACCGGUUUUAAUCAUUUUUCUUAGAAUUGUCAAAAAACGUAGAAUAUUUUUUCAAAAAUAUGUUUCGACGCUUUAUAAAAAAAUUAAUGUAGACAGAAUUUUUUUUUAUUAGG